Molecule: messenger RNA, 1375 nt
Organism: Boleophthalmus pectinirostris (great blue-spotted mudskipper)
Lineage: Eukaryota; Metazoa; Chordata; Actinopteri; Gobiiformes; Gobiidae
Product: O-acyltransferase like protein-like
Exons: 10
Molecular function (GO): acyltransferase activity, transferring groups other than amino-acyl groups
Source: RefSeq, a predicted model, not a curated record
ACACAUUUCCUCUGCUAAGUGGGUCCCUUUGCAUAGAGACCUUUUCCCUACAGACAACUGCCCAGGGCGUGUUGAGCACUUCCUCCUCUAUCACAGGGAGAGGCUAUCCAUCUCUACAUGGCAUCCGUGUUCUUAGCCUGCUGUGGAUUAUGUGUGGCCACUCUGCACAGUACCCUAUAAUUGCCAGCAUUGAUAAUUAUAAGAAUUGGAAGAAAGCUUUUGAAAGCAGUCCCUUGUAUGUGUUUAGUCUCAGUGGACCUGUCUUUCUGGCAGUGGACACAUUUCUGUUGUUAGGAGGUCUACUAAGUGCCAGGUCUUUGCUGAGCUCCAUCCAAAGGGCUGAUGACACACUAAGUGUCAGUGUUGUGACCCACUACCUCUUCAGCAGAAUCAAAAGGAUUCAGCCUCUGCAUAUAUUUAUAACAUGUGUUACUAUUGGCCUUAUGUCAGUGAUUCAUUGGGGACCUUACUGGUUUCCAUUUGUAAACACAAUAAUGGACUGUAAGUCAUACUGGUGGGCUAACUUACUACUGAUCAGCAACCUUUUGCCUGAUCAUGAAAUUUGUGCUCCUUGGACAUGGUACCUGUCCCUGGACUUUCAGUGCUAUACAACCACUCCUCUAUUGGUCUUCCUUUAUAGACUAAACAAAAGUGUGUUCGGAAUAGUGGCAGGUGGGCUCCUGUUGUUGACAACUGUGACAAGUUCAGUAAUAACUGCACUCUGGCAUCUUCCAGUUUUUCACACAACAAUAAUGACAUCUGAAAAAUACGUAUUUUAUUAUUUAAGGCCAUACACAAGAUAUGGUCCGUUUUUGAUAGGAAUUGUGGCAGGAAUCUUUCUGACUACUAAAAAAGGUUCAUUUCUUAAUCAAAAGUGGAAAGCAGUAGUUGGCUGGCUAUGCUGUUUUAGUGGCUUGGCCCUGUUGGUUGGACUCUCAUACAUCCUGAGAGAGGCCCCUUCUCACCCUUCUGUACCACAUGCUCUUUACCAAGGACUGCACAGGCCUUUGUGGGCAUUGGCUAUCACCUGGAUUAUACUGGCAUGUGAGGGGGGCUAUGGAGGUGUUGUAAAUACUUUACUAUCAUCACGGUUUUGGAUGCCAUUUUCCAAUAUUAGCUUUGCAUGCUACCUGACGCAUCCACUCCUCAUCAUCAUUUAUAUUGGCUUACAGGAAACACCAAUCCACUACUCAGACAUUAAUUUUAUGUACCUGUUUCUUGGCAAUGUGGCGCUUACUCUAGUGGUUGCAUAUGUGUUAUGUGUGCUGGUAGAAAAACCAUAUGUUCUUUUGAAGACCAUAAAUACACGGAAACAAGCAACAACUUAAUUCCAAACUAUAGUGUUUUGUGAUCUAAUGAGAUAUUAAAUUACUUG